Messenger RNA from Entrophospora sp. SA101, 298 nucleotides. Lineage: Eukaryota; Fungi; Glomeromycota; Glomeromycetes; Entrophosporales; Entrophosporaceae. The record is from the annotation of a GenBank genome assembly.
CAAAAUAGUGAAAGCUAGCACGGCUAAAAUGACUACCCAAAAUUCUCAACUGCAAAAUUCCGAUAGCUUGCCUACCAAAAGUUCUAUGGAAGAAAUCCCAGUAUUUAACGUUCCUGAAAUGAAGAAAGAAGAAAACAAACCGGAAAAAGCAAUACCGACUCAACCAGAAGAUUUAGUCGCUUCAACGCCUAGAAAUUCCAAGAUUAUUACUCCCAAGGUUAUAAAUUCUUCUGAGAUUAUUGAAAUCCCUUCCCCUGUUAGCGAUAAAUUGGAAAUAUCCCACUUCACCAGAAAAUAA